Messenger RNA from Cornus florida, 2886 nucleotides. RefSeq names its product ankyrin repeat-containing protein At5g02620-like. Gene Ontology annotation, molecular function: protein binding. The transcript is spliced from 9 exons. The record is from RefSeq and is a predicted model, not a curated record. The coding region runs from base 295 to 2727 and encodes 810 amino acids. NCBI's taxonomy places the organism in Eukaryota, Viridiplantae, Streptophyta, Magnoliopsida, Cornales, Cornaceae.
AAUAAUAUCAUUUUAUUUGAUAAUAAGAAAUAAUAAUAGAUUGCUAGUAACAGGCACUUCAUGAAUAAAUAUUUGCUUUUAUAAAAAAAUAAAUAAAUACAUUAAAAACAAUAGUAAUAAAAAUAAAAUAAAUACAAUGGCGGAGACUCGGAGUACUGCGAAGGUUUCAAACACAACCGGUCCCCUCUCUCACAUUCACAAACUCACACUCUCUCGCAUCCUCUGAUAGAGUCACCGACGUCGCUAUCUUUCCUGUUGGAAAAAUGGUUGAAGCUCUAACGAGUCCAAGCAAGCAUGACGCGGAGGGCGUCUCAGAAUUUUCUUGCCCUCAAUGUCCACCAAAGACUCACUUUCUCCCUCUCACGAAGUUCCUCUGCAAUUCCCUCAAUUUCCUCCGACCGAGAGCCGCCAACCCACAUUAUAUUCGCAAUGUCUUGCACCAGUAUGAGUCUGUUAUCAAAAAAGUCUGCUAAACCACGGGUUGAAAGGAGUCCCUCUAUUGAAUCAUGCUUCCCAGCAAGGAGUUCCGCAGAGACUUCCGGUUGCAAGUCUCCUGAGGACAACGAUAUAAGCAUAAACAUGGAACACUCUCAUGAGGACAUAUAUCAUGAAGAUAGUACCUGCCUUGACAAAUUUGACAAUGGGAUUUCACCAGCUUCUUAUAGUGUUAAAUACCCCAUUGCAUCUGCAGUACCACCAGAAAUAAGCAUCCCAUGUCCAUCAAUCUCUGACUUUCAGAACUCUCCUCAACAGCUUCAAAAUGUCAUGAACUUGACCACUAUUGUGGAAAUGACAGGAAGCGAUGCUCAAAGCAUUCCUAGUUCGUCGAGGAGGCUAGAUAGUCCUGGUUAUCCCUUAAUGAGUCAAAGUGCAAGUUUUCCACUAGCAACAGUUGCUUUUUCAGGUGCAAUUUCUGGAGAGGUAAGAGCCAAUGGCCUCAGAGCAUAUGUUAUCCUGUUUCUCGCUGCCCUUAAAGGUGAUUGGCAAAAGGCUAAAGAUUUUCUCCUGUCACAUCCGCAAGCAGUGUCUGCUAGGAUCACAAGGGGUUCAGAAACUGCUCUUCAUAUUGCAGCUGGGGCAAGACAUACAGGGUUUGUAGAGGAGUUAGUGAAUUUGAUGACAUCAGAUGACUUGGCAUUGCAGAACAAGGUUGGAAACACAGCCCUUUGUUUUGCUGCUGCAUCUGGAGUCACAAGGAUUGCUGAAGUGAUGGUGAAUAAGAAUGAAAAGUUGCCACUGAUUAGAGGUAGUAAAGGAGCACUGCCACUGUAUGUUGCUGCUUUAUUAGGCCACAGAGACAUGGUUUGGUAUCUUUACUCUAUAACUAAAGAAGAUCUAACAGACGAAGAUCUCAUUGGGCUGCUUAUUGCUGCCAUCACCGCCAAUUUAUUUGAUGUAGCCUUGGACAUGAUUCAACGCUACCCUGGUUUAGCUAUAUCACGGGAUGGAAAUGGGGACACAGCACUUCACGUUUUGUCUAGAAAGCCGGCAGCAUUUUUCAGUGGAAGUCAGCUUGGACUCUGGCAGAGGUGCAUCUACUCAUGUCUCCAUGUGGAUGUGCCAAGCAAUUAUCUCUCCUCUUACAAAAGGCACAGAAAACUAACAUAUCCACUCUCACACGUGGUUCCUUUCUUGAAAGUGCUACUUUGGAAAGUCCUGAGUUUCUUAGUUCCAGGAUUGAAAGUAAUUUAUGACAAAAAGUUGAUGCAAAUACAAGCAUUGGAAUUGGUGAAGCGACUAUGGAGUCAGGUUCUGUUACUGAACGACUCAAAGAUUGGAGAGUUGAUAAGGACUCCUUCUCGAUUACUGUUUACUGCUGCAGAGCUAGGAAUUGUGGAGUUUGUAGUCGUGCUUAUUCAAUCAUAUCCUGAUCUUAUUUGGAAAGUUGAUGAUAAAAGUCAAAGCAUAUUUCACAUUGCAGUGGCACAUCGCCAGGAAAAUAUUUUUAAUCUCAUAUAUGAGAUAGGAGCUCAUAAGGAUUUGAUAGCAGCUUAUAAAGAUGAAAACAAUAACAACAUGUUGCAUUUGGCUGGAAAGCUAGCACCUCCGAAUAGGCUGAAAACUGAUUCUGGUGCUGCUUUGCAAUUGCGACGGGAGUUGCACUGGUUCAAGGAGGUAGAAAAGAUUGUCCAACCUCUAUAUACAGAAAUGAGAGACUCUGAGGGGAGGACACCUCAGUUUCUCUUUACGGAGGGGCACAAAGGUUUAGUGUAUGAAGGGGAGAAGUGGAUGAAGGAUACUGCAUCUUCAUGCAUGGUUGUUGCGACGCUCAUUGCCACCGUGAUGUUUGCUGCUGCCUUCAGUGUACCAGGUGGCAAUAAUGAUAAUACAGGAAGGCCAAUUUUUAUAUCAAAGAAGCCCUUCAUGGUUUUCGCCAUUUCAGAUGCAUUAGCAUUAUUCUCAUCUGCCACUUCAAUAUUGAUGUUCCUGUCUAUUCUGACCUCACGCUAUGCUGAAGAAGAUUUUCUCGACUCGUUACCUAACAGGUUAAUAAUGGGACUGGCAACCCUCUUCAUCUCAAUUGCCACCAUGAUGAUAUCUUUUUGUGCCACCUUUUUUAUUGUUCUUAGCCAGGGAUUGGAAUGGAUUGGUGUUCCAAUGGCUUUAGUUGCAUGUGUCCCUGUAAUCUUGUUUGCUUUGUUACAAUUUCCCCUUUUUGUUGAUGUGAUCAGUCAUACAUAUAGGUCUAGCACCAUCUUUGGUCCAAGAAAUUAUUUAUUGUGUUAGAUAGAGCAGAAGACUAUUGAAUGUGGAUGAACUUUGAAAAAUUCAGAUAGACCUUAACAUUUUAGGUGUAAUAUUUUUGUUUUGGUGGAUUGAGCACUUCCAAUGUAACUCAUGUAAUUUUUAUUUCUUUUUUAUUGAAAUUGAUUUUUAUUCAAGUCU